GCCUAGCAGUCCUGACUCAGGAGAUAGUGCAGCCCUCCCGGACUGGCCGAGGAGGUUGAGUAUUACCGAUUGAGGCUUCCCUGAGCCCGGAGCAGAAGGGGACCGAGGAAACCAUGAGUGCGGUGGACCUUAGUCGCGUGGGCGCGUGUGUCUUGAAGCAUGCAGUGACCGGGGAGGCUGUGGAGCUGCGGAGCCUUUGGCAGGAUAAAGCUUGUGUGGUGGCCGGUCUGCGACGCUUUGGCUGCAUAGUGUGCCGUUGGAUCGCUCAGGACCUCAGCAACCUCCGGAGCUUUCUGGACCAACACGAUGUGCGCCUAGUGGGCGUGGGGCCUGAGGCCCUGGGCCUGAAGGAAUUCCUGGAUGGUGGCUAUUUCUCAGGAGAACUCUAUCUCGAUGAGAGCAAGCAGUUCUACAAGGAGCUGGGCUUCAAGCGGUACAACAGCCUGAGCAUCCUGCCGGCCGCCCUGGGGAAACCUGUGCGUGAUGUAGCCUCCAAGGCUAAGGCUGUUGGCAUCCAGGGGAACCUGUCUGGUGACCUCUUGCAGAGUGGAGGGCUGCUGGUGGUCAGCAAGGGUGGUGACAAAGUGCUGCUACACUUUGUCCAGAAGUCCCCAGGCGACUAUGUUCCCCAGGAGGACGUCCUUCAGGCCUUGGGUAUCUCUGCAGAGGUUUCCUCCAGCAAACCACCCCAGUGUGACGAAGAGGUGUGUGGGAGGUGACACCUGGCCUCUGAGGACUUGGAGGCGUCUGCAACCUUGGAUAUAGCUGGAGUAGAAGGAAUCGCUGUGGAGCCAUUGGGACAUGAUACUGCACAUUGUCUCCUCCUUGAACGGCAAUGAGCCAUUAAAGUGCAGGUCCCGGGCAGUGAGUGUCCCCACUGCUUCCGCACUCUGCAUCCUCUAGUUCCUACUGUUGUCCCUGCGGGCAGGAGGGCCUUGAAGUGUAAUCUUCCAGAGGACAGACUUCGGGUUUUGGUUGUGGGACCCUGGGGACAACAGUGUUAUUUCUUUACAAGGUCACCCUGACACUGUGGCUCACUCCAUUGGAGGCUGCAGAGAGGAGAGUUUGUUGGACUCAGCUCCCAAAUGGAGCACAGCUGUGGGGAAUGGGAGGCAGGCGUCUGCUUGUGUUGGUGGUGGAGGUUGGAGGCUAAUGGGACUCAGGGAAGAGGUGGCAGGCGAAGACUGAGGGACCAUUUCCGGAGCUGGAAACCCUCUCCGGAUCUGACUGGCUGGUGCUGACCCGGAAGAAGCCUGGGUCUGGCUAAGCAUGUCUGUUUCCCCGGGGUCCUAAGUCUGAGCUGAACUCCAGACACCCCACCAUUUCAGGUCUUCCCUUCUCAAGGGUUCUUCCUUCUAGGUAGGCUCUGAUGACCAGCUUAGCACUUUCUAAGACCAAGCCAGGGUGACUGCCGUGUCCACCUCGAUUGGUAAUGCCUGCUUUGCGAUCUAGACUAUCUCUGGCCUCCAGAUUCCACCUGUUGUUGCUCCCCAUGUCUUGAGGUCCCUCUGCCAGGUGCUGAUGUGAGUCACCAGGAUAUAUAGGUCCGGUCCGGUCCUGGAAGCCCAACUCACCGAACUGUAGACCCAAAGGGUGGCCUCUAGAGGCAUCCUGGUCGGCUGGUCAGGAGCCCUUUCUCCCUAUCAGAUGUAAUUCUUGCGCUGGCCACAGCUUACCCAGCCGCUUCCACCUGACCACCCACCUGACCCUUACAUGAGCAACGCAAAGUCUUUGAAGCAUUUACUUAGCUCAAGUCUGAAGCUUGAGGACAUUUAGCCACGCACUAUGGAGAGGGCGGAAGACAGCGGACAGCUCCUGCAGGACUGAUGACCCUCACUGGCCUGAAGGGGCGCAGGACCAGCCACCACUCAUCCCGGGUGUGGGCGGGCGGCUGCACUCUAGGCCGGUGCGGUGCGGAGGGCCGGCUGGAGGCUCCAGUGGCCUUCAGGCAGGGACUUGCACAUCCAGCUGCACCUUGCACGAAGCCUCUGGGUGGUGGGUGGGCGUGGGCUGGAGCGUAGCUCAGCCUUGGCUACCAGAUGCGACACCGCUUCCUGGGGUGCAUGGGGCUGCCUCGUGGGCAGUGGAAUGCCUCAGAGAAGGCGGCCAGGUUCUGUAGUGAGCCCAGUACCCUGUGGACCAGCAAGUCCAAGGAGGUUUGACAUGAGGGAAUGGGCCAGGGCAGGGGCAGGCAUGCGUGCUUGCUUGGGGACUGUACACUUGCCUGUACUUAAGAGGACUGUGGACAUCUGUCUUGAUGGAUUGGAUGGCAAACUCAGGCCUGUAGGACCCGCACCACACCUAGAGGGGCAUGAAUGACUUGGUUAUGGGCCUGAGGGCUGGAGCAGUGCUCUCUGCUUAGAGAGACCAACAGAUUCCUUCCUUCCUUCCUUCCUUCCUUCCUUCCUUCCUUCCUUCCUUCCUUCCUUCCUUCCGUAUCUGCUGCCUCCUCCCCAGUUGGCUCCCAAUCCAUAGCUUCAGUCUUUCUCUUGGAAGCCUGCCAAGCCUACUGGUUCUGGUUUUGGAGUGUGGCAAGCUCAUGGUGCCCUUGGAUAUACCCUAGAGUGGGCCCUCCAAAGCUGUGGGUGUCAGGAGCGGGACUAGAAGUUACCUGGGCAUAGUUGACAAAGAAAAGCUGGGCAUAGGUCAGGUUCAACCCCGGCAGUUGCUGAUCCUUCCCGCCUUCAGACAGCCACUGUAGAUAAGCCUGCAAGUACCAAAUCGGUCCAGCCAGGCUCUCGGAGAGCCCCAUGUGGAAUAAUCUGGUUCCAGGACCUUCCCUAGAUGGGAACCCUGCCUCCCUAGCUUAGGGCUGCUGUGUACAGGCCAGAUAAUUCUUCUGCAGCCCUCAAAAGACUGAUCCAACAGAGCUCUGUGGGACCCUUGGCCAUAUAGCUGCCACCUGAAAUCCACCCAUCUGGGCUCCUGGUACCCAGUGCUCUAUUCCCAAGGCUUAGAGAUGUGGGCUGCUCGAGCCCGUGGUCAUGUUGUCUCUGCCCUAAAUACUCUUUAGGAGACCAAAAAGGGUUCCCACACUUGCUCAUGUGGGAAACAGGUGAGAUAUUAGGUUUACAACCAUUGGGGGUUUGUAUUUCUGCUUCUUCCCCAGUCCAAUUGGAGUGUUUUUUAGGACAAGCCCUAGUUUGGGCAUUGCUCUGCCACGCUGUGACUGCCUUAGUCUCUCUGAGGGCGAGGCUCCGCCAGGGCUCGCGAGGCUCCGCCAGGGCUCACCUUGUACGCCUGUCGCACCCCACCGUUAUCAGCGAUGUUCUCCCCGAGGGUGCUGAACCCGUUCACCUGCACAAAAGAGACAGAAUGAGGGGGCAGCCUGGCCUUGGCCCCCCCUCCUGUCCCGCAGGGCUGGCUGGGGUGUGUGCAGGUAUAGGGCAGUCCUACGUGACAUGCUUACGUUCUGGUUGCCAGCCAGUUCCCAGGAAAAGUUGCCGUACUGAUAGACCAUGCACUCCGACUGUUUGCGGAAGUGCUGGGCUGAGAAGUUACUCCACCAAUCCAGCAUGUUGCCAUUCUUGUCGAAGUUCCGACCUGGGCGGCAGCAGAGGACACACACACUGUCCUCCAAGGCCCCGCUCUCACUGCCCUCCUGCACCCCUCUCCAAAGGCCAGGCCAGCGCUAGAUUUCAGGGGUUCCGAGCACACAGCACCAUGUUGAGGGCUGCUCAGGAGAGCUUCCAUGCCUUCCAUCCCAUCGUUGCCCCUGAUUAGGACCGGGAGUCUCAAAUUCAGGGGUUUAAACCCAGGUAACGGGGACACAUGGCUACCCUCAUAUGAUACCCCUGGCUGAGCCAUAUGGGAAAACCAGCUCAGACAUCACAGGUCAUGUCAGGCCCUAACAGUCAAACAGGGAAGCCGCUCCAGGGAGGGAGACCAGGCAAAGCCCCUGUCCAACUAAUUACUGAGAGAUUGAAUGGAUGAUCCCUGGCCGCUCAGUAGAGAUGUGUGUGUGUGUGCGCAUGUGUGUGACUUACAGGUGUAUCUGUGACUAGGGCACUCCCCUAUGCCCCUUUACCAUUGUUGUCAAAGCCAUGUGUAAUCUCAUGUGUGUGCAAGUGUGCGCGUGUGUGCGCGAGCGUGUGUGCAUGUGUGACUUACAGGUGUAUCUGUGAUUGGGGCACUCCCCUCUGUCCCUUUACCAUUGUCGUCAAAGCCGUGUGUAAUCUCAUGCCCGAUCACCAUCCCGAUGCCCCCAAAGUUCAAGGCCUGUGGUUGGUCCUUGCUGAAGAAGGGUGGCUGAAGAAUACCGGCAGGAAACACUGUCCCAGAAGGGUGACAAAGAGAAGCUGUGAGUGACAGUGCCAGGCUCAGGCGGGCACCUCUACGGGGCCUGCCAUCUAAUGCUGCGGCCUAGGAAGUGGAGGUUAGGACUCCCUGCCCAGUGUACAGACAGGGACACUGAGCUCAGAGACUAAAAUGGGAAUGCUAGAUUGGCAAUUCAUGCCCAAUUUCCUCCCGCCCACCGCUGCUUUCUUAAGAAAGUUCUCUGAUGGUUCCUCUGUGUUCCUUCCAACCUGUGACCCUAGGACAACAUGAAAGAGACUGGAACCCACUCUCCUUUCUGAGGUUAGACUGGGAGUUUCCUAAGCAAGGGCAGGGGUUGUCCUCUGGCACUAGAGAGGCGAGAUGGGCUUACCAAUCUGGUUUCUGUUUGGGGAGUAGAAGGCGUUGACCACUGCAGCCCCGAUGAUCCAGCUGUGGUGAAUAUACUGGUCACUUGGAGUCCACAUCUGCCAGGACCCUCCCUAUGGUCCCCUCUGCCCUGGCUGACCAGAUCCUGCCCUGAAGAGCCCCCAAAGCUGAGGAGGGGGAAGGCUUAGGUCUAGUGUCCUCUUGAGCUGGCAUCAGGCCAGACUCCUGUAGCCACCGCUAACCAGUAGGUAAGUUCUGCAUGCCAGGCUAGCCUCUUAGUCAUUCCACUCACAGGUUGUGGUCCACUUUUUCCCGAAGCUUCUUGAGGCUCCGCUGGGCACUGGCCUUGAGGUUCUGAAGCCCAUUCUCGAAAUACAGGUCCUCUGAGAAUAUCAGCUAUGAGGAGAACAGAGCUUGACAUGACUGGCACUCAGGCUGGGUCCCCAAGAGUGUUAGAAGGAGGGCUGAAGGUUGGGGAAGGUUCUCUAGACCCUCAGCUGGCAUGCGGCCCUCAGGCUCCUGGAGCAGCUAAAUGCCAAGUUUAGUUUCCCUGGGCCUCAGUUUGUCUGUCUGUCAGCAGAAUGAGAUUGGAGUCCCUCUAGGGUGUAGUGUGUCUAAGUGAGCAGCUGGAAGAACAGAGGAUGCCUGACAUGGAGAACCCCCUCUCCAGGGCUUCAGGGCAGGGGAGUGCCCAAGGGUACGCACAUUGGAGUAUUCCUCAUCCAGGUGCCUAUUGUUUUCUUCCAAGAUAUAGUCAGGGUAGCCGAUCUGUUCCCGGAUGUUCAUGGCCUGCACAGAGGAGGGGCAGCUAGGGUCAUCCACCGUGGGAGGUCCCUAGUCCUACAUGCUAGCUUUGUUCCCUGCUGUGUCAGUAAGGGGAUAACAGGCAUCUUCCCUCUAUCCGCUUGCAGAACCAGACACGUCGGUGGGGCUCUGUGUGGGUGCUCGGGAGUCCAGUGACGGUGGCUUGUCACCAGACCUAGAAGAGCCUGGGUAGAUCCUAGCCCUAGACCACGGAGCCUCCUGUUUCCUGGGGAUUUCCCGGGCACUUCCCUCCCUCCGAGGCUGUUUCUCCAGUGUGGGGUCCUGACCACGGGAACUUUCCCUCAGGUCUUCACACAGGUUGUAGCUCACCCACCUUUUCCUGGGCCUUCCUCUUAGAUUCCUCAUCCAUCCAGUUCAGCUCAUCCAGGGUAUCCACAAACACGGAUCUUACCUUGUCAAUCAAUUCUUUGACCUGGGGGAAUGCAUAUCCUCAUGUCCUGGGCUGGCUUAGGGGGCAUGACCAGAACUCCAGGCUUGGUCUCGCCUUUAGAAUGAGACCACUGCUGCUCUGUCCCUGACUUCCUAGAGGGGUGUGGCAUUGAUACGGGGUAACUAUUCUGUCUCAGAAUUGGAGCCUCACAGGUGGGUUGGAGGCUUGCUUGCCCAGGGCUCUGAACCCACACCUACAAUCUGUGCCUUUCCCAGGGACCUUACAGAGUCCAGGACUGGAGUUCAUGGUCACGAGCACCUGGGGGCAGGGUUUCUCUUGGCCUUCCUCUGCUCUGGUGGGCACUGGGAUGAACGCAAUGUCCCUCUGCCACACGUGGGAGUCACUGGGUAGGGUGGUGGUGAUGGGGGCCGGUGAGCUUGAGAGCUGCCACGGACAGCGCCCGUUUGAAGUCAAGGCUACACACCAUGUCCUUGCUGUCCUUGGAGAAGGCCUCCUUGAUGUAGAGGGAGCCCACGGCGCUCUCCAUGUUGCUGUUGACGUAGCUGACACACUCCCGCCAGCGCACCUCCUCCACGGUGGUGCCAUACAGCGCCUGGCAUGUUUAUUCAUUCAGUCACUCGCGCAUCCUAUCCCAUGCGCCAACGUUUAACUUUCCCAGGUCCUAUGUGGGUCCCUGAGCUUGUGAGGUGAAGCAGGCAGAUCCUCCCACCACAGACUCCAGGGUACCCAGAGGGGAGACACAGGAUGACUCAGACCGGAUGCUGGCCAUGGACAUGAGAAGACCACUACUCUGGAAAAGCUAGGGUCCCACACAGACCCUUUCCUCACCCCCUGGACCUGGUGGUUUGCCUGGACGCUACACAAAGCUUCUUCUCAUCUCUUCGUGUCUUGAGAGUUAAACUGACCUCUAAUGAGCAGCUCCCUACCCUGCCUGGUCCCUCCCUCUGGUCACACUUGGUUUUCCACAGCCCCGUCUUCUGCUUUGUUGGCUUCUGUUGGUGGUUCCAAGAGGGCAGGGGCCUUUUCUCAGACCCCAGUGGUGACAGUGCAUGCACGGCUCACGGCUUAAGCUCAGCAUCAUGAGGUGCGCGAAGGACACACUCACCUUGCGGUAGCUCACUCUCGCUUCUUUGAAUCUCUGGCUCAGGCUGCUGAUGCGAUCCAGCACCAGGCGCCAGAUCAAAUAGUUCUGCAUGGUCCUAGAAGAAGCAGAGGUGUAACGGGACAGGUGAGCGGCUUUCAGCCAAGGGAGGAGACACAGGUUAGCCAGCAGGUGCUACACCAAGCAGAGUUCAAGAUUCUCUUAAGAACUGGCUUGUUUAUCCCUCAUGCUUGAUAGGAUUCCUGUCACCAGGGUGAGGCACCAUGGGCACCAGAAUCGAACCUCUGUGUCCCUCACACCUGAGAAGUUCUUGGUGGUAUCCUCUCCCAAAAGCAGGAACUGUGUGUGUGUGUGUGUGUGUGUGUGUGUGUGUGUUGUGGGGCAGGGACAAGGUUCCCCUUCCCGGCCUCACCGUGCUGAGUAGAUGUCAAUGAUAGACUCAAGGUUCUGCAGGUAGGGGAUGCCAUAGACCACCACCUCCUCAUCUGGUAACAGGUCAAUUUGGACAGAGGACAGCACACUUUGUAUGAAGAGGGUCCAGUUAAACCCCUGUAGAGAGAGAGUGGCAGGAAGAGAGAGGUGAGGGGAAAGAAGGGAGGGUGGACCUCUGUGCAUCUAAGAAACUCAGCUUCCACUGAAGAACAUUGGAGAAACAGGUGAGAAAGGGCUGUUAAGAAUCAAGACAAAGAGUGACAUCUCCCCAGAGCCUGUGGGCUAUGAGAUUGCUAAGAAUGUAUGCAGAAUAUUUGAAAAUGAAGUGUAGUUGGGGAAAUUACUGGGCAAACACAAUUUAGCAAAAACGAUCAAAGUAGAAAAUACGAUAGUCUUAUAUAUUACAUAAGUUGGGUAGUCAUCUAUUUUGUGUACAACUUUUUUUGCUAUUUAUGAGAAAAUUAACAUAAGCCUCAUGCAUGCAAGGGCUGUGCGCUACCAUUAAACUCUCCUAGCCCAUU
Messenger RNA from Arvicola amphibius (Eurasian water vole), 7915 nucleotides. It is a transcript of the gene Prxl2b, whose product is annotated as peroxiredoxin like 2B. The transcript is spliced from 7 exons. The coding region runs from base 114 to 719 and encodes 201 amino acids. Lineage: Eukaryota; Metazoa; Chordata; Mammalia; Rodentia; Cricetidae. The record is from RefSeq and is a predicted model, not a curated record.